AUGGCCUCAGACCACCAGACCCAAGCGGGCAAGCCACAGCCCCUCAACCCCAAGAUCAUCAUCUUUGAGCAAGAGAACUUCCAGGGCCACUCACACGAGCUCAGCGGGCCUUGCCCCAACCUGAAGGAGACUGGCGUGGAGAAGGCAGGCUCCGUCCUGGUGCAGGCUGGACCCUGGGUGGGCUACGAACAAGCCAACUGCAAGGGUGAGCAGUUUGUGUUCGAGAAGGGCGAGUACCCCCGCUGGGACUCAUGGACCAGCAGUCGGAGGACGGACUCCCUCAGCUCCCUGAGGCCCAUCAAAGUGGACAGCCAAGAGCACAAGAUCAUCCUCUAUGAAAACCCCAACUUCACGGGGAAGAAGAUGGAAAUCAUAGACGAUGAUGUGCCCAGCUUCCACGCCCACGGCUACCAGGAGAAGGUGUCGUCGGUGCGCGUGCAGAGUGGCACGUGGGUCGGCUACCAGUACCCCGGCUACCGCGGGCUGCAGUACCUGCUGGAGAAGGGAGACUACAAGGACAGCGGUGACUUUGGGGCUCCCCACCCCCAGGUGCAGUCCGUGCGCCGCAUCCGCGACAUGCAGUGGCACCAACGGGGCGCCUUCCACCCCUCCAACUAG
Molecule: messenger RNA, 618 nt
Organism: Panthera uncia (snow leopard)
Lineage: Eukaryota; Metazoa; Chordata; Mammalia; Carnivora; Felidae
Gene: CRYBB2
Product: crystallin beta B2
Exons: 5
Coding region: 1-618 (205 amino acids)
Biological process (GO): visual perception; lens development in camera-type eye
Molecular function (GO): structural constituent of eye lens
Source: RefSeq, a predicted model, not a curated record